CAUAGAGAAAUUAUUAAAGAUAAAGCUUUUUUUACGAUUGUUACUGUUAAUGCGGCUAUAUUUUUUAGUGAAAUAACCGCACCUUUCCAAGUGUUAACAAGUUCAAACUGUUCAGAAGCACAAAUAUCGUAUCUUAAUUGUACUUCUAAUGCAGUAAGCUUUACGAGAUGUUCAGAUCAGUCAUCUGUUGAAUGGUACUAUGUAUUUAAUAUUGUAAGGAAUCUUUGCUAUUUGAUUAUCAAACCUGGCUUGCUUUAUCUUGCAUACAUUCGAUGCACUGUAGUUGUAACAGAAUUUAGAUCAUUUGGAAGUUCCUUAUUUCAUCAUGGCAUUGUAUUACUUCGCUCUUUGGAACUGCUUACUUGGUUUAUCGUUAGCAUUCUGGAUCUAGCUUAUUGUCAAGGAUCAUAUUGUGAUAGCAUGUGCAAAUACAUACCAACAACUUUUUAUAUAAAUGACAUAAUGUCAACUAUCUUCCGGUCUUAUUACAUUUUCAUGGAAUCCAUAUUUUAUAGAAUUCUAUUUAAAGAUAAUAACAAAAAUCUUUUCCUAGAGAUUUGUUUGCAGAAAGCUUUAUUUACCUUUGAUAUAUUACAACUCUUAGCAAUGUGUUCUUAUCGAAUAGCAGGACUUAUAAUAAAAGAAGGAACACCAACUUAUCUUUACGCUGAGAUUUGUAGUACUGCCCUCACUAUCUUUGUUAUGACUAGGUUUUGGCAUAUGAUUACCCCUCUGCUAAAAGCUCAGAAAAUUGAUGGAAACGCAAAUAUUGCUCAGGAAGGAAAUAUUGCAAAUAUAAAUCUUACACAGGGAGAAAAUAAUAUAAAUUUAAUAAUUGCUCAGGGAGGAAAUAAUGUAACCAACAACGAAAAAUGA
Messenger RNA from Scutellospora calospora, 876 nucleotides. NCBI's taxonomy places the organism in Eukaryota, Fungi, Glomeromycota, Glomeromycetes, Diversisporales, Gigasporaceae. The record is from the annotation of a GenBank genome assembly.